Corticium candelabrum is the source of this 4247-nucleotide messenger RNA. RefSeq names its product caskin-2-like. NCBI's taxonomy places the organism in Eukaryota, Metazoa, Porifera, Homoscleromorpha, Homosclerophorida, Plakinidae. The record is from RefSeq and is a predicted model, not a curated record. Bases 110 to 1336 code for a protein of 408 amino acids. Gene Ontology annotation, molecular function: protein binding. The transcript is spliced from 12 exons.
GUGGCUUAGUGAUGCAUGAAGACCACGCGAAGUUCGUCUAGUUUCAACUUGUCUUUCUUAAAAUUAGAAGAGUCCCCACUGAAGGACAAGCAUCCUGCUCAAGUUCGAAAUGGGAAAGGAACAAGAGCUUCUUGCUGCUGCUAAAACCGGAGAUAUACAGCAAGUUCGCAAGCUUUUGAGCAAACUGCGAAAAACUGUGUCUUCCUCUAAACUGGAAGCCUCUGCUGACGUGGGAAAGGACGGAAAGUUCAAGAAAAAUCCAAAAAAAUCUGCAAAAUUGCUUAAUGUAAAUGCCGCAGAUGACAACUGCUUUACAGCCUUACAUCACUCAGCAUUGUUAGACAAGGCUGACAUAUGUAGGGAACUGAUUGAUGUUGAAGCUACUGUUGACCUAAAGGACAAGAAUGGUAUGACGCCACUGCAUUUGGCAGCUUGGGCUGGUAGAGUAGAACAAGCAAGCUUGCUUCUUCGAUCUGGAGCUGAUUCAAAUUCCUUGUCUAGUAAUGGUGAAACUGCUUUAAUACUGACAGCUCAAUAUGGAAAAACAGACGUGGCAUCUCUUCUCCUUGGUAACAAAGCUGAUGUAGGUGCUAUUGCCUUUGGUGGUUCAACAGCUUUAGAUAAAGCUUGUCAAUUUGGACAUUUGGAGAUGGUGGAACUGCUGGUUAAGUCUGGUGCUCUCAAAUAUGUGAAACCAUUGAGUAAUGCUGACAAGAAGGAUCCUAAUAAACAUACCCCACUCCAUUUAGCAGCUAAACAUGGCCAUGUGGAAAUCAUUAGGGCAUUGCUUUCAUACGGAGUUGAUGUCAACCUGGAGACAGCUAAUGGUACUAGUCUUCAUGAAGCCGCUUUGUAUGGACGGAAGGACAUUGUCAAGCUGCUUGUUGAGUGUGGUGUUGAUGUCAAUCGAAGAAACCUUUAUCAGCAAACAUCACUAGACAUUGUUCUCCAUUUUGUCAAGUCGGCUGCAGCUAAAGAGAUGAAAGAAAUUCUUAUUGAAUCUGGAUGUGCUAAUGUGGUUCUAGCUAGAGCCAACUUUGAUUACCAUGUUGCUGAUAGUACAAUGUUGUCACUUUGUGAAGGACAGAUAAUAGCUGUUUUAGAACAGAAUGCUAAUGGUCGAUGGAAAGGAUCUGUUGGUGAAGGAGAGGUAAUAAAUGGAAAUUGGUGUAAUGAUUUACAUAUGUUUGUGUGGUCAUCAUAUCUAUGCUUGAUUAAAGAGAGGUCUUUUAUGGUGGUGCAAGCUAGUACCAAAUUCUUUGAAUUUUACAUGUUAUGUAAUCUCAAAAACUGUGACUACACUACCUUAUGGACUAGGUGUACUGUAUUUUCUUGAAAGAAUGCCGGCUCCGCCAUUAACUUGAAUGAACACCUCCCUUGAAUGCAUCCCGCAGGGUAGGUAAUUGAUAUUCAAUAAUCCAUAUCGCAUGCAUGCUUGACAUGUGACUGAAUCAUCUGAACCACAAGGCUGAAAGUAGCGACCCAAGAAGCGUUCACACGAGACUGCCUUCAAACUCAAAGUAGUAUAAUAUGUGUAGCUCUUUGGGAACAGGCAAGCAGUUGAGUCCAUAGAGUACAUAGCCAAACGCCGAUUGGUGAAAGAAGACAGCUCUAAAGACGAUGUUGGCAUGGAAAAAUUUAAAGACGAAGAGAGGAAGGAGAAAGAUUAGGCUUGGGCCAGACGUGCAGUGUGCGUGUGGUACUGGACAUGAAAAAUGACAUUGUAAGAAUGCCGCUGCAGCUAGGAUCUAGUCUUGCCAAAUGAAUAGACGCUGCAGCAUUUUUUGAGGAAAUACAGUACAUUAUUUAUUAUCCAAAAGGCCUGGAGGCAUAUUUGAUUGGGCUUCCUGGAAAAAAAGAAAAGAAAGGCGAGAGAGGAUGGAAAGCCAACAUAAAUAAAAAGUAAGUUGUUUGAAACAGGAACUGUCACAUGUAUUGAGCUUGUGCAGCAUAAUAGAUGCAAGCAGCUGCUGCUUCAGUUGUAAUAGUGCGACUAGUGACAUGCAUCGCUACACAUGGCCCCCAAUAUUUUUCAAAAGGGUGUGGUCAUUGAGACAAUAGACAAGAUCUCAUGACAGUUAAACCCAGAAGCUGGUCUUCUCAAUUUUGGAGGUCCUACAAUGCCCUUGGCACUACUAUUCAAUGGCAUUGCUGAGAAAGACAGAGAUAAAGAUGAUUUUUAGGGAAAUGAUGCAACUGGUUUGUCUAGGGUUCUUCCUAGGUCCUUAUAGUGUAGUGCGGCGCUAUGCUACUUUGAGUGCAGUGAUAUCAAUUUGUAGUGUUGUCAUAUACCGUAAUGCUAAAAAUUUAUGGAUUGUAUUAUUUUUGUUUAGGUUACAUAGUUUUUAUAUCACACUAUUUUAGUUCUCGCGUUCUAGCCUAUACUCGCAUGCUAUGCAUUUCUUACAAUACGGUUGCCAUUUGUUAAAUAGUUUCGGAUAAAAUCAUCAUUAUGACACAGGUAUGAUGACAUCGUUGAAUAAAAACACUCACUUUACAUACAGCUGUACUUUCUAUUAAAUAAUAUUACAUACGUCUUUGAAAAGCCCAAACUGACCAAAUUGCAUAAUUUUAUAUCUGCAUAAAUUUCUAACAUUAUGGUAUAGCCUCGAUCGGUGCCAGAUCGCUUUUUGCAUAGGAGGUGGCAGGGAGGGCAGGUGAGAGAGUACCGGUGGAGAGAAAAGUGCAUUGCUUUUUCAAAAUUGUUGUAGAAGAGGACAGUGUAGAAAAAGCACAAAAUAUUCAGCACUGCCGACUGUGAGCAUGCUUUUCAGCCAUUUUUUUAUAAUUCCCCAAUACCCCAACUUUCCUUCCAACAUCUCUCUCCCAAGGCAAGUAGGCAAAUCCCAACUACAAACAUCUAAAACUUCUAAUUACAUACGUGCAUGUAACAUCUUGGCAUUGUAGCACCAUAGUUUUACAGACAACUGUUCUAAUAUGUUCUUAAGAGCUCGAUAUCCCAUUGGUUGAUGAUGUCUUUGAACAUAUUCCUCUCAAAUAGUCUUCACAACAGAUAAAUGUCUAAAAUAAACUAACCAGUGCCAAGAGCCCGUACUACAAUUUAGCUAAAACCAAAAAACCGUCCAGCUGGCAGGCUAACAGUUUCCUGGCCAAUUGAUGUGUUGCCCACAAUGCUGAGGAUCUUGUUGUAUAUCAUCUGUGCAUUUUCUUUUUGGAGACAGACAGCUAACCGGAUGGACCAAUCCCUCUUAAAGUGGCUGGAAGAAACGUUUGAGACAGAUUGUGCCAGCAAUGUCUAGAGUGAAAGGGGAUAUGAAGCCCACAGAUUCAAAAACUAGUGAAUAGAAUAGGCCACCUGCUGUGGUAACAUUGGCUUCAAGCUUGGCAUCUUUUCACAUUCUGCUGCUGCUGCUGCUGCACCAGGCUGAUAGCUGCUAUCAAUAUAUAGGAAGGUUGGAAGAGUUACGAAUUGUAACAUCGAAAUAUCCAGGUUGACCAUGCAUCCAUGAAAUCUGGAUGAUUCACAUCUCCUGGUCUACUUGAAUCAUAGCCUGAGCAGUUCUGUUCUGUUUGGACCUGCUUGUUUUCAACAAGAAAAGCUUGGAAUAUUACUUUGCAAAGAGCAUUGCGAUGUUGAACACAUAGCGGACCCCUAGGGCAGCUGAUUAGGUGGUUACCAAAUGGAUCGAUUGGAGCACCACAGCAGCAUAACACAGAAGACGGUGGAAGAGGAAAGAUCAGAAUUCCGAGCCAUGUCCGGAUCACAAUUACGAAUUCAUGUGGAGGAAUGGUGAGGCCUAGAUUGGGGUUGUGUAAUUCCCGUAACUAAGCCCCAGCAUGGGUCGAUGAAAUGGUGUUCAGACGAGCUUUGUCUCUUUAACUCCCAUUGUUCAUUAAGGAGUUGAAAACAUUGUAAUGUAUCUGUUUCUGAAUAUUCUGCUGAGAAGCUGUGUUGAGAUCCAAAGUGUGCAUUGCAGGUAAUUUCUCUCCAAGAAUACUGCACACUUCACGUUUGCCUUGAACUUUAAUUAAAUCAGGACAAAAGACCUCUUCAGCAAAUUCAGUGUUUGAAUUGCCUGCCUUUCUUAAAAGACUCUGAAUCAACUUUUGGGUGGUAUUGCAACUUCCUAUGAAAGCAGCCGCUGAUGAGGUUAGUGCUUCUCUAAGACCAAGACCUCCUGUGCGAACUGGUAGUGUUACUUGGAGCCAUGAGGAAUUCGGAAUGGAUGAGCGAGUGAUUAGUUCAAGAGAAUGUCUCAGACUUUUGUCAAACAAGAAAACUAUAU